This is a messenger RNA of Mytilus trossulus (common blue mussel), 6378 nucleotides long. RefSeq names its product myosin heavy chain, striated muscle-like. Gene Ontology annotation, cellular component: myosin filament; myosin II complex; cytoplasm. Gene Ontology annotation, molecular function: actin filament binding; ATP binding; microfilament motor activity. The transcript is spliced from 37 exons. Gene Ontology annotation, biological process: sarcomere organization; muscle contraction. Bases 127 to 5958 code for a protein of 1943 amino acids. Lineage: Eukaryota; Metazoa; Mollusca; Bivalvia; Mytilida; Mytilidae. The record is from RefSeq and is a predicted model, not a curated record.
CCAAAGAGCUGAUUCUAGUGGGUUAACUUGUGUAGUAGUUGUCCAGAGUUUAGACGAUCUCCGAGUUUCGCCAGUUUCGGCACCAACUAUAUAUUUUGGAGUUUUGUACCAUACACAUAAGCCAAGAUGCCCGGAAUUCUACCCGAUGAUCCAGAUUAUAAGUAUCUGUGCGUAGAUAAAAAGGAUUUAAUGCAAUUGCAGACAGUGCCUUUUGAUGGAAAAAAGAAUUGCUGGGUUCCAGAUGAGAAGCUUGGAUUUGUUGCGGCCGAAAUUCAAUCAUCAAAAGGAGAUGAUAUUACAGUUAAAACUGUGGAGAAAAUGGAUACUAAAACUGUUAAAAAAGACGAUAUCCAACAGAUGAAUCCACCAAAAUUUGAAAAGAUCGAAGACAUGGCAAACUUGACCUAUUUGAACGAAGCCUCUGUCUUACACAAUUUAAGAGCAAGAUACGCUAGUGGUUUAAUCUAUACCUACUCUGGACUCUUUUGUGUUGUCAUCAAUCCAUACCGAUGGCUAUCAAUCUACACAGACAGCAUCAUACAAAAAUUCAAAGGAAAGAGGAGGACCGAAAUGCCACCUCAUCUUUUCUCUGUAGCUGAUAACGCUUACCAGUUCAUGUUGCAAGAUCGAGAAAAUCAAUCAAUGUUGAUUACUGGCGAAUCUGGAGCUGGUAAGACAGAAAACACGAAAAAAGUAAUCAUGUACUUUGCCAAAGUUGCUGCUUCACUUGGCAAAAAGGACAAGGAAGAAGAGCCUGUACUAGCAGAAGGAAAAAAGAAGAGUUCCCUAGAAGAUCAGAUUAUUCAGGCCAAUCCUGUACUUGAAGCUUAUGGUAACGCUAAGACCAUGCGUAACAAUAACUCGUCAAGAUUCGGAAAAUUUAUCCGUAUUCACUUUGGACCUACAGGCAAAAUCGCCGGUGCUGACAUUGAAACAUAUUUGUUAGAGAAGUCUCGUGUAACUUUCCAACAAUCUGCCGAGCGAGAUUACCAUAUCUUCUACAUGUUGCUGUCUAAUGCCUAUCCCAAGUAUCAUGAAAUGAUGCUGCUCACACCUGACCCCGCAUUGUUCUCCUUCAUUAACCAAGGAGCUCUUACCGUGGAUGGUAUUGAUGACGUUGAGGAAAUGAAAAUCGCCGACUCUUCCUUUGACAUCUUGGGCUUCUCUUACGAGGAGAAGACCAGCUUAUAUAAGUGUACUGCAUCAGUCAUGCACAUGGGAGAGAUGAAAUUCAAACAAAGACCCCGUGAGGAACAAGCUGAAGCCGAUGGAACUGCCGAUGCUGAAAAGGCUGCAUUCUUGCUUGGUGUCAAUUCUAAUGAUUUGAUAAAAUCUCUGCUUAAACCUAAGAUCAAAGUUGGCAAUGAGGUUGUCACACAAGGCCGUACAAGAGAACAGGUUCUGUACUCAGUUAGUGCCAUGGCUAAAUCUUUGUAUGACCGUAUGUUCAAAUGGUUGGUAACCAGAGUAAACCAAACCCUUGACACCAAGAAUAAGAGAAACUAUUUCAUUGGUGUACUGGAUAUUGCUGGUUUUGAAAUUUUCAAUUACAAUACCUUUGAACAACUGUGUAUUAACUAUACUAACGAGAGGUUACAGCAGUUCUUCAACCACCACAUGUUCAUUCUGGAACAAGAAGAAUACAAGAAGGAGGGUAUCGUGUGGGAGUUCAUCGAUUUUGGUAUGGACUUGCAAGCCUGUAUCGAUUUGAUCGAAAAGCCCAUGGGUAUCCUUUCCAUCCUUGAAGAGGAAUGCAUGUUCCCUAAAGCCGACGACAAGUCGUUUAAAGAUAAACUGUUUGCCAACCACUUGGGAAAAUCACCUAACUUUGGCAGACCAGGAAAUGCCUCCAAAGGAAAGGGACAAUCUGAUUUUGAGCUCCAUCACUAUGCUGGAAUUGUGCCAUACAGUACUGUUGGUUGGCUAGAAAAGAACAAAGAUCCAAUCAACGAAACUGUCGUGGAACUUCUGUCUCAUUCAAAGGAACAUUUGGUCCAAACUCUCUUUGCUGCAAACAAAGACGCAGAGACCACAGGAACACACAAAAAGAGGAAGUCCAGUGCGUUCCAGACUAUUUCAGCUCUUCACAAAGAGUCUUUGAAUAAAUUGAUGAAGAACUUGUACAGCACCCAUCCACAUUUCGUUAGAUGUAUCAUUCCUAACGAAAUGAAACAACCAGGUUUGAUUGAUGCCCACCUUGUCCUGAACCAACUCCAAUGUAACGGUGUACUGGAAGGAAUUCGUAUCUGUCGUAAAGGAUUCCCUAACAGAAUUAUCUAUUCAGAAUUCAAACAGAGAUACUCCAUUUUGUCUCCAAAUGCAAUCCCACAAGGUUUCACUGAUGGCAAACAGGUUACUGAGAAAGUUUUACUGGCUCUCCAACUUGAUCCAGCAGAAUACAGAUUAGGAACCACCAAAGUAUUCUUUAAGGCUGGUGUGCUUGGUAUGUUGGAGGAUAUGAGAGAUGAAUGUCUUUCAAAGAUUAUCUCCAACUUCCAGGCUCACAUCAGAGCUUACCUUAUCAGAAAGUCAUACAAGAAAUUGUGCGAUCAAAGAGUUGGCUUGUCCGUUAUUCAGCGUAACAUCAGAAAGUGGCUGAUUCUCAGAAAUUGGCAAUGGUGGAAACUGUACAUCAAGGUUAAGCCACUGUUGAACAUUGCUAGAGCAGAGGAAGAAAUGAAGAAGAAAAUUGAAGAGAUGGGCAAAUUAAGAGAGGAUUUAGCUAAAUGUGAACGUCUAAAGAAAGAACUGGAGGUUCAAAAUGUCACUUUGUUGGAACAGAAGAAUGAUUUGUACCUACAACUCCAAACAGAACAAGAUGCCGUAGCAGACUUGGAAGAGAGAGUUGAGAAACUUGUCACACAGAAAGCUGACUUUGAGAGUCAAAUUAAGGAAAUGGAAGAACGCCUGCUUGAUGAGGAAGAUGCAGCAGCUGAAUUGGAAGUAAUCAAAAGAAAAAUGGAAGGUGAAAAUGAUGAACUCAAGAAAGACAUUGAAGAUCUUGAAAACUCACUUGCUAAGUCUGAACAAGAAAAGACUACCAAAGAUAACCAAAUUAAAACACUCCAAGAUGAGAUGGCACAACAGGACGAUAUCAUGGCUAAGCUCAACAGAGACAAAAAGGGAAUGGACGAAGACCACAAGAGGACGCUUGAUGCUCUGCAGAAGGAGGAAGACAAAGUUAACCAUCUAUCAAAACUAAAACAGAAACUCGAAUCUACUCUUGAUGAGCUCGAAGACGGUUUGGAACGUGAAAAGAAGGUUCGUGGUGAUGUUGAAAAGGCCAAACGCAAAAUAGAACAAGAUUUGAAAGCCACACAAGAAGCCGUCGAAGACUUAGAACGUGUAAAGAGAGGAUUAGAAGAAACUAACAAAAAGAAAGAUGCCGAAAAUGCUGCUUUGUCCUCUCGUUUGGAAGAUGAUCAAAGUUUAAUUGCUCAACUCCAGAGAAAGAUUAAAGAACUUUUGGCCAGAAUAGAAGAGCUCGAGGAGGAACUAGAAGCAGAAAGAGCUGCAAGAACUAAGGUUGACAAACAACGUGCAGAAAUUGCCCGUGAGUUGGAGGACCUGAGCGAAAGACUUGACGAAGCUGGUGGUGCUACAAGUGCACAGCUUGAAUUGAACAAAAAGAGAGAACAGGAACUUUUGAAAUUACGCCGUGACUUAGAGGAAACCACUCUCCAACAUGAGGCCCAAGUAUCUUCCCUCCGUAAGAAACAACAAGACGCUGCUAAUGAAAUGGCUGACCAGAUCGACCAACUUCAGAAGGCCAAAUCCAAAACUGAAAAGGAGAGACAGCAAUUCAAGAGUGAAUGUGAUGAUCUCCAGUCUCAACUUCAACACAUUAGUAAAAACAAGGGUGUUUCAGAAAAGAUGGCCAAAUCACUUGAAAACACAAUUGCUGAACUCCAACAUAAAUGCGAUGAUUCCAAUAGGAGCGUUAACGACUUGAACACACAGAAAGCCAAGAUGCAGGCUGAAAAUGCCAACAUUAUCCAGCAGUUAGAGGACGUUGAACAUCAGUGCAGUGCUAUUUCCAAGGAAAGAAAUGCUAUGCAAUCACAACUUGAUGAAAUGAGGGCAGCCUUAGAGGAAGAAACCCGAGCACGCCAGAAACUUCAGGGUGACAUCAGGAAUCUGAACUCAGAUUUGGAUGGCUUGAGGGAAUCUAACGAGGAAGAGCAAGAGGCAAAGGCAGAACUCCAGCGUCAAUUGUCAAAGGCCAACAAUGAGGCUCAACAAUGGAGAGUCAAAUAUGAAAGUGAAGGCGCAAACAAAGCUGAGGAACUUGAAGAAGCUAGACGUAAACUACAAGCCAAACUUCAAGAAGCUGAACAGAACGCCGAGGCCGCAAAUGCUAAAGUGAGCUCACUCGAAAAAGCAAAGAACAGGCUGACAGGUGAACUUGAGGACUUAGGAAUUGAUGUCGAACGAGCCAAUGCUAAUGCUAAUUCCCUUGAGAAGAAACAACGUGCUUUCGACAAAACCAUCCAAGAAUGGCAAGCCAAGGUUACUGACCUUCAGUCUGAACUUGAGAAUGCACAAAAGGAAGCAAGAAGCUAUUCUGCCGAACUUUUCAGAUGUAAAGCUCAAUAUGAAGAAUCUCAAGAUUCAGUUGAGGCUCUGAGAAGGGAAAAUAAGAACCUUGCUGAGGAAAUCCACGAGCUUACAGAACAAUUAAGCGAAGGUGGCCGAAGUGUUCAUGAGGUCGAGAAAAUCAAGAGACGUCUUGAGAUGGAGAAGGAAGAACUUCAAGCUGCUCUGGAGGAGGCUGAAUCUGCCUUGGAACAGGAGGAGGCUAAAGUUAUGCGUGGACAACUCGAAAUUUCUAAUGUUCGAAGUGAGAUCGAAAGAAGACUACAAGAAAAAGAUGAGGAAUUUGAUAACACACGUCGUAACCACCAAAGAGCUCUUGAUUCCAUGCAAGCAAGUCUUGAAGCUGAGGCAAAGGGCAAAUGUGAGGCAAUGAGGAUCAAGAAAAAAUUGGAACAAGACAUAAACGAACUUGAAAUCGCAUUGGAUUCUUCCAAUCGUGCUAAGGCAGAACUUGAAAAGAACAUCAAGAGAUACCAACAACAAGUUUCAGAAAUGCAGAGACAGAUUGAAGAAGAACAACGCCAGCGUGAAGAAAUUCGUGAAUCAUACAACAUGGCCGAGAGAAGAUGUAACAUGCUUUCUGGUGAGGUAGAGGAACUUCGUACAGCACUUGAACAAGCAGAGCGGGCUAGAAAGGGAGCAGAAAACGAAUUAUUUGAAGCUAACGAUAGAGUAAAUGAACUAUCUGCUGAAGUCCAAUCAGCUCAAAGCUCCAAAAGGAAAUUGGAAGGGGAUAUUCAGGCCAUGCAGAGCGACCUCGAUGAGAUGAACAACGAAGUAAGAAACGCCGACGAACGUGCCAGGAGAGCAAAUGAUGAUUCCACAAGAUUGGCAGAUGAAUUAAGAAGUGAACAAGAACAUAGUCAACAGAUCGAGAAAUUCCGCAAGAGUUUGGAGAGUCAAGUCAAGGAUCUCCAGGUCCGACUCGAGGAGGCCGAGGCUCAGGCUCUCAAGGGUGGAAAGAAGAUGAUUGCCAAGCUGGAACAACGAGUACGUGAGUUGGAAGGUGAACUCGACAGUGAACAACGUCGUCAUGCUGAGACACAGAAACAUAUGCGCAAGGCAGAUCGCAGACUUAAAGAAAUUGCCUUCCAAGCUGAUGAGGACCGCAAAAACCAAGAAACUCUCAAUGAAAUGAUAGAUAAACUCAACAACAAACUCAAGACCUACAAACGUCAAGUUGAGGAAGCUGAGGAGAUUGCUGCUAUUAAUCUAGCUAAAUACCGAAAGGUUCAACAAGAGCUCGAGGAUGCUGAGGAGAGAGCAGACAGUGCUGAAGGUUCUCUUCAGAAACUCCGUGCUAAGAACCGUAGUUCAGUUUCUGUAACUCGUACUAGUUAUACUACUAGCACUCACGAAUAAGCCAUUUAAGGCAGCCAGCUUCAAGUCCGUCAUUAAAUUCUAGUAAUUUGCUAUCGCCUAGAUCUGCAUCUCGUGGAACUAGCCUUUAUCGUCGCUCUGUCACUCCUUCUUAUGAGGAGGAAAAUCAUUAUUGAAUAUCUACAUGUUAACAUCUGACCAGCUACUACACAAGGAACAACAACAUUCUUACCCGUGGAGUUGCCAGGAUAUUGUGGUUCAUUGUUGACUAUGAUUUAUUUAUUUUAUAGGUUUUAUAGUUUUAAAAUUUAAUUUAUUGACUGCAGUUUAUUUUGGAACUUCAUGGAAUUAUAACAUGUAUAUAUUUAAUAUAGUAUGAUCCCUCAUAAGGAUAUAUGUAACAGAUACAACAGUUUCUGUUGUGCAAAUUUUUUGAAUACAUUAAAGCUGUAUAUGUCAAAA